This is a messenger RNA of Belonocnema kinseyi, 8145 nucleotides long. RefSeq lists its product as uncharacterized. Gene Ontology annotation, cellular component: nucleus. Gene Ontology annotation, biological process: regulation of transcription by RNA polymerase II. Gene Ontology annotation, molecular function: RNA polymerase II transcription regulatory region sequence-specific DNA binding; DNA-binding transcription factor activity, RNA polymerase II-specific. The coding region runs from base 263 to 7288 and encodes 2341 amino acids. The transcript is spliced from 5 exons. The record is from RefSeq and is a predicted model, not a curated record. Lineage: Eukaryota; Metazoa; Arthropoda; Insecta; Hymenoptera; Cynipidae.
GUGGGUUUUAUCUUACGGUGUUCGGUUCGCUUGCGAUCUUCGUAAAAAGUUGGGUGUGAAAAACGGACCCGGGCAGUAAGUGUAGAAAAGUAAAAGUGAUUUUUCAAAACCAAAAAUACCUCUAGUCUCUAAAUCUUGAGGCUUUUGAAAUGAUCCUAAACAUGUACAUCGAAACAGACGAACAAUCUUUCAGGAUUCUGGACUUACAUUAAAGUUUCAGAUUGACUGAAGAAUAAAUCUACUACAACAAAUAAUUGAAAUCAUGACUGACCCAGGAAAUUCUUUCUUCGAUCCUGAGCCCUCUUGCUCGUACACCGUCCCCAAAAAUAAUGAGCAAACAACAAAUGCCAGUGAAAUAAUUAAUACGCGACGCUAUCGUCCAGCACCAGCUUCUAAGAAGCGGAAACGAGAAGAGGAGCCGGACAAUGAAUUGCUGAGUAUUUGCAAACCCCUUUCAAUUAAAUUACAUCGUUUGUCCCAACAAGCCGUGUCGAAAGUGCAGAAAAAAAGUGAUCAAGCGAGUCGCACCAAGCGAAGACACAGGUGGAGAAAUGGAUUGCCAGGUAAAUCAAAAAAGAAGUCAAGAGCUGACAAAUCUGAUAGAUUGGAGGCGCAUAGAAAAUCUGAGAAAUCAGAGGAGUCUGAGAAACAUGAUAAAUCUGAGAAAUCAGAGAUGCCUGAUAAGUCUGAAAAGUCUGAGUCCUCGAAAAAUCCGGAGAACUCGAAAAAUUCUGAGAAAUCUUCAGAAUCUAAUCAAAUUUCGGAUUCUUCGUUAAUGAUCCCAACACAUUCCUGGGGUUGUUGUCGCAUGAUUCCCUUCGAGAGAAAUCGAUCAAGAAGUCUCAGAAAGUUGUCCUUGAGCAGAAACCGAGACUCGCUAGAAGCUGCGAAAGAUUCGGAAUCAGCAGUACCAAGAAUUUCCCUGCGAGAACGAGCUUCCGAUACUGCAGCAAGGAACAGCUUACAUUCCAGCAGCAUCCGGCCUUUGCCCGUGAAAGAGAGGUGCACUACCAAGGAGGAAUUUGAGGGAGAAGACGAAUUUGUCUGCAGAAGAACUCUGCCUUACAUACGAAAAGCAAAGUUGAAACCGAAUCUGCAAAUAAACAGCCCGGAAGCGAGUAAUUCAAGAGUUUCUGCUCCAGCGGCUCCUCAAAAUGAGGAACGCAAAGAAAAGCCAAGGAGUUCCGAGAGUGAGAAGUUUUCCUCGAGCAAGACAUUCAAAACGAGGAGAUCGAGAGAUCAGGAAGAGAUGAAGCGGACCAGUAUUGACACGGAAAUACCCUCGUCCGCAGAAUCCAAGGUUUUUGAAAAGACUGAUGAAGCCAAAGUAGCCGAGAACGCGAAAGAGAACGAUGACGAGAAUAUGGAAGAUUUUGCCUGGAACAGUUCAAAUAUGUGGAAAUACAAAAGAAAACACCGAAGUCGACGAAUAAGCAGUUCGAGUGAGGAGGAGGGUCCGCGGAAGAAGACAAAAAUUGCGAAUGGCACAAGUGAGAGAAGACCGGGACCGAGCUCGAAGAGAAAAUCAGUUGAGGCGACGCGAACACUCUGUCCGCCCUCUUGCACAAAAGCACACCAUGGCACAGCUUUUCAUUUUCUCUAUGAAAAACCAAAGCUCAAAGAGGGACGAGUUCUUCUCGAGAAAUUGGAAGAAAUGCAGAGCGAGGAAGUUGUCAGAUGGAGGAAUCGAUUGAUCAAGUUGGAGAGAGAAGUGGAGGAGCCGGAGGAAGAGGUGGUAGAAGAAGAGGAGGAAGACGAGUAUUAUCUGAUGUACGAAGAUGGGACCUUGUCGAAUGAAGUUCUCUCGCACGACGAUAUUUAUCAGAUGCAGGGAAUUACCGAGUUUGAGGUGAAUUCCCAGGAAACUAAUAAUCCCUAUCAGAUGAACAAUUUAGACGUGUAUUUCAAUGUUGGGUCGCAGGAUUCGAGCCAAUUGAAUGCUGAUGAUGAUGAACUCGACGAUGUUCUGCGCGAUGAUGACGAUAUUCCCCUAGAGUUUAGCGAGUAUCCGAAAAUCUUGUUGAUACGUUUGGAGACUCUGGUGGGCUCUCUCGAAACUGAAUAUUCGGCCUCGGAAAUUGAGAAUUUGGAGGAGAAGUACAUUGAUUUCAUGAUGAACUCAAACUUUUCCUACGACAAGCAGUCGCAGUCCUUUUUCCAAGUCUACAAACGUCUCCAUGCGAGACGCGCGAAAGAGCGAGAGCUGGAUUCGUCCGAUUUCUCCGAAUUGGACGAUUCCGAGACGGAAAUGGAGACUGAGCGAGACGAUUAUGUGGAUGAGAAGCCUCUCGUGAUUGCCCUGGAUGCUGAGAAAGAUUUGGCAUCGGAUGACAGUCUGCAUGACCAUGAGAUUGCGACGAUUCGAAUUCUGCCGAAUGACACGACGAGUCACGAGUCGAAUGACGAGAGUGAAGUCGCACCGGAAUUUGUGAGCUGCGAGCGAAACGCCGAAGCCGAGAAAACCGAGCGUUUCUACAUCACCUGUAAAUUUUGCAAAGUCAGUUUCAAGAAUCUGCACUCGUUCUCCCUCCACAAAACGGACUGCUACACGAAAAACAAGAAGCCGAUGAAGUGCGACUAUUGCGACAAUCAGUACAAAUGCCGGCGGACCUUGAAACUGCACAUGCAGCACAUUCAUGGAAAGGGGACUGCUGAAUUGGCCCUGGAGAAGCAGAGGGAUGAGAUUGAGGAGAAGGUGAUGGAGAAAAUGGGCGAGAAGCAAGCAAACGACAAGAGUUUGGGCGCGAGGAAAAAGCUGAGACCCGCGGCUCAGCUGAAUCUCGUUUGUGGCGUUUGCUCGGUUGAGUUUGAGUCGAAGGAGAGUCUCUGGGAUCAUAUUCUCAAGCAUACCGAGCAGGAGUUGCAGGACGCCUAUAAAGACGCGACGAAGAACAAUAGGAAUCAGGAAUUGCAGGAGAAACUGCGGCGUUACGAUGAGAAGAAGAAGGAGCGGGAAUCGGAGAAGUGUGGUAGUGAGCCGCGGAGUAGUAGUGAGGGGAAAAAGAAGUGUGGUAGUGAGUCGAAGAGUGAGGUCGGGAAAAAGGAUCCGCGAAAAUCGGCAUUUAAGUAUGCGCAGUGGAAGGAUCGGAUUCUUUAUAAAAUGAACAUCAACGAGAAGAAUAGCUCGACUUCGGUGGAGAAGGCAACUGACAAGGAGAGUGUCGAGACUAAUCACGAGGAGAUUGUUUUGAGUUCGUCCGAGAGUGAGAGCAAUAAUGGGGGCGAAAUUGUCGAUAAUUCGUCGACGUCGAGGAGUUCGGUGAUUCGAAAUAAUACAAAAACGGCGACGCCGACGUCGACGUCGUCGCCUUCGAAAAUUGUGACAAUGUGUCCCUGUCAUCGGAACGACACCUCGACGAUGGUCAAUGGGGACAUGCAGAUUGAGAUGGUGCUUCUGUGCAAAAUUUGCCAGGUGCUUUUUCGCCGAUUGGACUGCUUUGAGGUGCAUUAUCGGUUGAACAAAUUGUGCAGCUUGGAUCGGAGUAGCAGAUCGCCGAAAUUGUUUUGCAGCUCGUGUCGGAUUAUUCUGAAUUCGCUGCCGGAGAUGCGGAAUCACUUGGAGAAGCAUGCCAAGGUGAAUCGGCAGGGCCACGUGACAUUUUUGUGCAACAUCUGCAAAGUGAUGUUCUUUGGUGUGGGCUCGCUCUUCUACAGCCACUGGUUCAAUCAUAAUAAGGACGUGAACUUUUUGGCGAGUCGCUACUCGUUUCCGAAGCUCUCGAUUGUCCAGAUUGUGAGCACGAGUCUCAAGGGCGGACAGAAUCAGAAGGAGGAGUAUCUCUUUGUCGCGGAGUAUGUCUGCAAGAAUUGCAAAAUACCUUUCGGUUCCGAGUCGGACUUGGAGAAGCAUGCCUGCAGUAAACCAGCAGUUGAGGAACCAGUUGCAGUUGUAGCUGAGCCAAAAGAGAAGAAUAAUCCGGGCCAAUCAAAGCGCAGUCUUGUUGUCCGGGUCUCGUGUAUGACCUGCAAGGAAGUUUUCCCAAAUCGCGAGGCCUACAAUCGACACGAGAAGGUCUUCAAUCACUUGAAUUCCACCAAGCCCGAGUACAUCUGCGUCUCCUCGAACAAUAGUGAGAAGGCGUACAUUUGCACCCAGUGCAAGACUGUGCGGAUGUCGAUCGAGGACUUGAAGGAGCACUGGUUCUUCCAUCGGCCUUGGCGAGAAAAGUUCUCCUGCGCCAACUGUCCAGACGUGCGCUCGAGUCGAUUCGAGGAGAUCGAGACGCACUGCAAGAGGUGCAACAAGAAUGUCGUCGGAGUGUGUCUGGUAUCGCUGGUGGCCGCGACCUAUCAGUGCAAGCCCUGCAAUCUUCACUUUGAGACGGGUGUCGAGUGGAAGGAGCAUCGGCAGAUGUGCAAGCCGCCGACAGUCUACAAGGCCUAUGCGUACAAUGCGCAGUCGGGAUAUGAGCCCAUCAUGCCGGGAACGCCGCCGCCGGCGCAGCCAACGCCGCCACCACCUUCUCCUAGAUCAUCUUCUUUGGUUUCCUCGACAGUUGUCUCCACUGUCGCGUCUGCGAUUGCGUCUUCACUUCAACCCCUUUCAGGUAUAGUUAAACCUUCUCGUGCAACUGUAACUGCAACUCCAGCUUCAGCUCCAACCGUACUUCCAAUUACACGUUCAGUACCUAAAAGUAAUUUCAUAGCCAUUUUGCCGAAGCCGACACCGACACCGAUUAAACCGAAACUUACAUCAGCCACUCUGCUAGAAAAAUAUUUACAGUUGGGCACAGCACCUAAGCCGAAGCCAAAAUCAAAGAAGCGCCAAAGUGAGGAUGUCGAGGUGAUUGAAAUCCUUUCCGAGAGUAGUUCGCGAAGUUCCGUGACGGAAUUUUCGAGAGACACAAGUUCUGUGACUGAAGUUGUGAGAAAAGAGACUCCUGCUGCUGCCGUAGUCCUAAAUUCAAAUCAAGCCUCUAGUCCAUUCGAUUCAUUCACCACAAGCAAUAAUGCGCAGAGCGAGUAUCAGCGUAAAGAUGUUUCGAUGUCGAAAGCGGUUGUCUGUUAUCCGUCGAAGAGAAAAGAGAAGAAGCAAUCGCCGCGAAAAGAUACGACGCCGCAGAUUCCCGCCAAUCAGGAGACCAGUGACGACGCGGAGAGAAAUAUGGCCAUGACUGCCGUCAAUCCGGAAUUUGAGACUUUGCUCUCGGAAUUGGAGGGCUUGGAGACGGAUCCCCUCAAGAACAUUCUCAGGAUGGUCAGGAAGAAGACGAAAGAAAAUCUCGAAACUUCCCUGUUAAAUAGUCCCGGGACGGCGGGAAAAUCGACGCCGAGAGUUAGCGUCGAGGAAGUGCAGGUAGAAGAUGCACCUGUGUCGGAAGUGUCUUCAAAAUGCCCCGAGAAAGACACACUGAGUCCUCUUCCCUUUGAAGUUGUACUCUUGCCGGAGGAGGCUCCUAGUCCAAAAUCAGGCCCUGUCUCUCAAACUUCUACUGCCAGCAAGAUAUCGAAUUCCCAAGCCCAAGAUCAAAGUGUGACUGAUAAAAAUAUAAAUAGCGAGAUUAGUAAAGGCACCACGGAACCGGGCUCGUCAAUAAUCGAGGAGUACAUCGAGUACAUCAUGAUGGAUGAAACUGCUCCUCCCGCAGUGGAAGUUCCAAAAGUCGAGAAGGCGCCAACUCGUUUGCGUGUGAGAAGUUUGGCCGAGUUGCAGGAAAUAAAAAUGCAUCUCUGCGACACUUGCGGCGAGAGUUUCAACGCAAAGCAGAGCUUUGAUGAUCACGCUCGCGAGAAUAAUUGUGCGAGGGCUCGCGAUUUGGAGCCGCCACCACCACCGCCGCCGCCGCAGUAUGUGGAACCUCAUCGAGAACCUGUUGAAGAACCUCUUCGGCGAGAACAGUCGCAAGACAGCGCGAGCGACGUUGACUACGAGGCAGCGCUCAGGCUGAAUUUAGUUAGGCGCGGUGUCCUCGCUCCAAACGAGUUUGUUCCACCUCUAGUGCCCUUCACGAUGCAGCAGCAAAACGCAUCAACGUCCAAGGCAGUUAUGGCACCAGUUUCCGCGAAUCUAGUUGUACCCGAGAAAAGAAAGUCGCUGCCUUCCUCCAAGAGUCACUACAGUAAUAACACGGGCGUGAUUUCACCCUCGAGCAGUACGUCGCGUUUCAAUUUGUCGCACGCGCCUCGCUCAGGCGCCAUUCAACUCCCGGAACGAACGGGCGGCAGUGUCAUUCAGAAAAGGCCAUCGGGCGCGGCGACGCGAAUCCAAAAUCUGAAUCACCGAUCUGAGAUUCAUCAUCGUGGACUGCCGCAAACUUACAAUCGAAGAAAUUCACUGGGAAUCAGACCACCUCCGCCCUAUCCCUCGAAUGAAUCGACCCGAUCGCCGCUCGACAAUCGCUCGCCAAUCAGCUCGUUGAGCUGCACAACUUGCAGUUUCACGGCGAAAAAUUUGUCCGAGUUUUCGAAUCAUCUGGUGAUGCACUACAUGGAAACGGAUCAGAAUCGGGUGAAUGAGGAUCUGAAUCAGGAGAGUCUGAACUCGUUGAACAGUCCGAACACAUCGGGAUUCAUAUCUGGCACAGCGGGAACACAUCUGGCUUCGGCCAUAACAUCUGGCCCACAUCCAGAUAUUCAGUCGAUAGCGGCAAGCGAUGUGUACAGUGGAAGAUCGACCGCUGUCACGGGCAAUUGGCAAACGCCGGCGCGAUACAUAUACGCCUGUCAAUUGUGCGAUUUUCGAACCGAGUCCAAGGCCUCGAUUCGCCUCCACGAGAAGAAUCACUCGACAGUGGCGGUGAUGCGACAGAAGAAUCUACAGCGAUUGCAGAAUCAGCAGAUGAUCACCCAGGCUUUUCAGACGCAGCGCCAGCAGCAUAGUCAGCAGAUGACCACGACGACAGCGUCGAGCCUGUCGCAGCUGAUGGAUGCGUCGCAUGGUAACAGUCAGCAGCCGAUUAUUCCGGAAGCAGCAAGUGCUGAACAGAAUGCGGCUGAUCUUUAUAAUCGGGUGAGCAGGGAUAUUUUCCAGUGUCAAUUGUGUAACGAUUAUUCGUAUUCGACGCAAGAGGAGUUGACUCGACAUCUGGAUUUGGUUCAUAAAGAAACAAGUGCUCGCAAAGAGGGGCCGCCGCCUACCGGCAAAGAAUCGGCGGCCGAUUCCAGUACGGUGUUCUUUGUCUGUGAUUAUUGCGAGACGCCGCAAAUUUUUGAGUCAGAGGUUAACUUAAGAAAGCACAUGAACUUUUUGCACAAUCACUUAUGCCAGAUUUGCAAUCAUCGGUGUACCUCCCGAGAACGCUUGCAGAAUCAUAUGUUGCGUCAUAAAUUGGAGAACCAGACCCAAUAGGAGAUGUGCUAGAAUCAAUGCACUUGAUGAAAAAAUAAGAUUGAGACCAAAAAAAGAAAAAGAAAAAAAGAAUUGAUGAAAUUAAUUAGGAAGUUUCUUUUGUAUGGAAGAGGUUUUUUUUCUUUUUAUAUAUAAUUAUUCUCAAAGGAUGAUUAAAUAUUUCGGAAUUUUGGUUCAAGUGUAUCAUUUUUUUUGUUUUGUUUGGCUUUUAUGUUAUUAAAAAAGUUGUUUGUAUAUUGCGCAAACAAUUUUUUGCUGAUAGUAUUAAAACGAAGAGAGAACCCGGCUCAAAGUAGGCAUAUAUUUUUUUUCUAGCAAUCAAUUUACUGGUCACAAUUUUCAUCCGCUUUGGAAACUCGGGUUGCGCAAUCGACGUCGAGAAUCGAUUUCGCUUGUUGGGAUCGAUUUGCGAAUCAGUUCCACUUGUCGGAAUCGAUUAAUCGAUUUAAUUUUCAUUAAUUUCAAUGAAAUUAAAAAUAAUUUGAGGUUUUUUUUCAAGGGCCAGGGAGGAAUUAAUUGGAAUCGAUUUCGAUUCCGACGAUUCCCCCAGCUGUUUUAGAAAAAGCUCGCGAUUAUUUUUAAUUUGAUUUAAAGUCACGCUUAUCCCGAAAGUGAUUUGGCCUUGGCACUACUGUGCAUGCGUUGAAUAUGGCGCUUCAUUGGCUGCCAUUCGCGCGCUUAUUUGAAAUCUUGAAAAGUACCAUUCUUAAAUUUAUUAUAAAUAAUUAAGAAUGACUAUAUUUUAAUAUGGUCAAAUGUCACGUAGAUGGUUUUUAAUAUUUAAUGAAAAUUAAGUUAGAAAAUAGAAAAUUCAUUGAAUAAAAAAUAUAUUAUUCAAUGUAACCUUUUUUAUUUUU